Molecule: messenger RNA, 839 nt
Organism: Carassius carassius (crucian carp)
Lineage: Eukaryota; Metazoa; Chordata; Actinopteri; Cypriniformes; Cyprinidae
Product: glutamic acid-rich protein-like
Exons: 2
Coding region: 1-273 (90 amino acids)
Source: RefSeq, a predicted model, not a curated record
AUGUAUUGUUUAUGCGUGUGUUUUCCCUCAGAGGGGAAAAGUGUGAAGGCAGAAGUGGGUGAGGCUUCCUCCCUUCAGCAUUCCAGCAAGAAAGACCGAGAGAGGGAAGAGCAAGAGAUAAAUGAUUCUGAGGAGGAGAGAGAUCUGUUGGAAGAGGAGGAAGAGGUUAAAAGCCAGGGAGGAGAGAAUGAAGAAGAAGAGGGAGAGGAGGAAGAGGGGGAGCAUGAAGAAGGGGAAGAUGAUGGUGACAGCAUUAAUGGUGACGACUCCUAGCUUGUUUUAAACCCCGCGGGUACAAGACACACAUUCAAAAUUCAGCCCUUUCAGUUCUUUUGAAAGGUUGAAGCCAGUCUUUGAAAGAUUUGUCUGUUUCGAUGUAGAUGCCUGCACUCUUAUAAUAACGGACACUACAGUUACAUCAGUUUCACUGAUGUCAGUUUAUUUUUAAUGUUAGCGUGACAUCUUUUCAGGCUUUUGAAGAGUCCCUCAACCUUGAUGAAGACAAACAUCUGGUUUCAAACAACAAACCAUUACAUUCUCCAGUUAAUUUGUGUCAUUCUGACUUGAACCUGAGAGGUUUUUAUUUUUCUCUAGCAGAAUGUCCGUUAUGUAUUCUCAGAGUGAAACUUGCCUGAUCUCUGUUUGUCCUGUGUUUUAUUAGAUUUUUCUUUUCUGUGAACAAGGAUAAAAUUUCUUUUAAAAGGGGGAAACUUGAGUGGCUCCUCUAUCACAGAGAGCUGAGAAGCUUCCAGAACACAAUCUAUGUUUGUAUUUACCUGUCUUUUUUAUAUUACCCUGUCUCAGAAUAAUUCUACAUGAAAAUGUCAAUAAAAUAUUAA